Odontomachus brunneus is the source of this 2234-nucleotide messenger RNA. Its product is annotated as F-box/WD repeat-containing protein 9-like. Lineage: Eukaryota; Metazoa; Arthropoda; Insecta; Hymenoptera; Formicidae. The record is from RefSeq and is a predicted model, not a curated record. Gene Ontology annotation, cellular component: preribosome, large subunit precursor. Gene Ontology annotation, molecular function: protein binding. The coding region runs from base 794 to 2023 and encodes 409 amino acids. The transcript has 6 exons.
UUUUUGGGCGCAUGCGUUUUCUAUGCGGUCGCAAUGAAGCAUCAAAUUAGUGAGAAAGAGGGUGUCCAAAAGGGCCUCCGUUUAGCAUUUCUAAAAAUUAUCUAUACGUGUCUCGAAUGCCUGUGACUGUUUUCCAAUGGCUUUUUUCAAAUGUCUUUACUGAUAUUACAGCAAACAAAAAUAAUCCAAAUAUUUACUAGUGUAUUUUGAUAUUUACUUAUUUGCUUACCUAACCUUAUUCGGCCUGACAGUAACUUCGGGUUUAACUGCCGCGACAUGUUCGAGCGUGACCUGUCAUUUUUUUGAAAAAUACUUGGAAUUAUUUCCAAAGAACAUUUGAGAAUAGUAAUUUGAAAUCAUAAAUAUUUAUUUUAGAAAAAAGAAGGGAAAAAAGUGGGACAGAGAUUAAGUAGAAAGAUGGGAGCAAAGAAAAAGUGAAGAGAGUGUCGAAUAACCACAAGUAUCCUCGAGACACGGUGGCUGACGCCACUAAACACGAAAAGGAAAAAAGAUGCCUGUCAAACUUUCGCGCCUCAUGACAUACGCUAUGUACGUUACUGGAUUUACUAUCGCUGUCGUGCAUGCACGAGAAAAAGCGUCCCUGCUGCACACUAAACUGUAUAAGGCGAUCGGCGGUAAUCCUGUCACCGUUUAAUAAAUACAAUUGAUCGGCACGAUAAACAGCGGUGUCUCGCAGCACCACGGCGGUCUGUGUCUCGUCAGUUUCGGUGCGUCAGCUUCGAGCAGAUCGAAUGAGAAUUCUCAGAUUCGACGACGCACUGUGCGAAGAAAAAUGUGCGACGAGAACGCGAGCUGCGCGCACGACAGCAAAACAGAUGCACAAGUAUCACUGUUGGAUCUUCCGAUUGAGAUAUUCUUGCACAUAUGCUCCUUCCUAGAGGCGUCGACUCUAGCAUACACUUUGAGCCCAGUAUGCAAACAGUUUUACCUGAUUUUAAGAGAUGACUCAUUGUGGAAGGCACGAGUUAACCGUAUGUGGACGGAUGCUAGCUACCCAGUUCUGCGUCUCGCAAAGGAUAACAAUCUAUUUUGGAGAUUGGCAUGUGUUGCACUCGAGAAGCAAAGAAAAUUAUGGAAACAUCAAGAUUCCAUGGAAAAAUUGUUGCUUACAGAUGUACAGUACAGUACUAUAGAUGCUCUAUUGUUGAUGCACGGUGGAACAACUUGUAUAUCUGGUGCGAGGGAUCGCUCCCUGGUUUAUUGGAAGCUACCUACGCAAGAGAACGAGCGCGAGAAGGCUGCUUGCAUAGAGCAGGCGCAUAACGGAUGGAUUUGGGAUCUCACAGCGAUAGACAACACGAUUUACAGUUGCAGUUGGGACCAAAGCAUCAAGUCGUGGUUGCUCACCAACACCGGUCUGGUUCACCUGAAGACCUACAAAACAGGAAGUACGGGUGCGCUGCUGUGUGUGUCGUCGUGCGCGGAACAGGAGGUCUUUGCGGCCGGCUCAUACAGCUGCACCGUGUUCAUCUUUGACUCGAGAUUAGGACACAAGCCGAUCGCGGAGUAUCAUCCGCAUUCCAGAGCCGUGCUCAAGUUGGCUAUGAAUUCGUCGUAUAUCCUGUCCGCCAGCGAGGACAAGAAAGUGACCAUUUGGGAUCAGAGAGCUAGACAAAUGCUUAGAUGCGUUAACAUCUCGAAGAAUGCAUUCCCCAUGUGUAUGAACAUGCACCGUGAUUGGGUCUACGUCGGCGAUAGUGCCGCGGAAUUGCACGUGCUGAAUCCGAAGAACGACUUCGCAAUAGUCAAGUCGUAUGUCACUGGGCACAAGAAAGGAAUAACGGGAGUGCAUCAGACGCGCGGGUGUCUGAUCACUAGCUCGACAGAUGGAACGGUCAGAAUUUCGAGUCCUACGGAUCCUCCGAAGUGUCUUGCUACGUUGACUUUUCGCUUCGGAGAAGUCGCCAGUAUGGAUUACCUGAAUAGCGUUCUUGCAAUAUCCGGUACAGAAGGAAUCGAGAUAUGGCGGCCGAAGUCGAUGUGUUCAAACAAAGAUCAAUAAGCAAAGAAUUUUUACAUAGAAACCUAUAUAUUGCUUUGAUACAUAAUAUAUUUUUAGUCUUUCUUUUAUCAUAUAUACACACAUACACACUACUGCACAACGCGCGCUGUUCUAGUGUAUAAUAAUGUAAUGUGUUGUUUCGAAAUUAUAUAUAGCUAUUAAUUCGUUGGUAAUUCGUAUAAUAAUUUAAUAAAGGCUUCACUAACACAUA